AUGAAAGGAAUGGGAUCCAUCGUUAAGUGGCUAGGAAAGCUCAAUCCCAAGGCAAGGAGAGACAAUACCAAAUGGUGUGAGUUCCAUGGCGAUCACGGGCACAACACCGCAGACUGCAUCGCUUUACGACUAGAGGUCGCUGCACUUCUAAAGAGGGGACACCUCCGGGAUCUGCUAACUGAUAAGGAGAAGAACACCAUCAGCCAUAAGAGUUCAAAAGAACCAUCACCACCUCUGCGAGAACCUAUACCAAAAGGUUUCUGUUCUCUCAUCUCCAGAGGAUCAGAGAUCAGUGGGGUAAGUUACUCAUCAGCCAAGCGAUAUGCCAGAACCAACCACCAGCAUGAAGUCCAGUCCAUCCAUCCGACCUCACGAUCACACACUCAUCAGGUAAUUCAAUUUGAAGAUGACGAGCCGAUCGCCCUGGCCGCUCCUCAUCAUGAUGCCCUAGUCAUCUCCCUGCAGGUCACCAACAUCCUAGUGAAAAGAGUAUUCGUAGAUGGAGGCUCCUCAACGAACAUCUUAUUCCUCAAAACAGUGAAGGCUAUGGGACUAGAAGAGGCAAACAUCAAUAGGUGA
Pistacia vera is the source of this 579-nucleotide messenger RNA. RefSeq lists its product as uncharacterized. The transcript has a single exon. The record is from RefSeq and is a predicted model, not a curated record. NCBI's taxonomy places the organism in Eukaryota, Viridiplantae, Streptophyta, Magnoliopsida, Sapindales, Anacardiaceae. Bases 1 to 579 code for a protein of 192 amino acids.